AUCAGAACCAAGGAGGAAUGAACCUGUUUUGGUAGAAGCAAAUGGGAGGCCAGAAUCCCCUCUUGCUGAAUUAGAUGUAGUCAAGUGGCUCGUUCAUAAAGGACCAAAUGACGAAGGACCAGAAAUCCGAGGAGGGCAUCCUCACGCUCUUAUUGUUCAUGCCACAAAAGCCAACAAAAAUGAAGAAAAUGGGACAGAUUUUCUUUAUCAAGAAGCAUUUUUGACAACAUAUCGUACGUUUAUUUCUCCUUUAGACUUAGUAGAUAAAUUAGUUGAAAGACAUCAGCGUUUUAGUCGUUCACCUGAGCUGAGUAGACAACGAGCAGCCAGAGAGGCAUUUUCACUCUUGGUUAGAGUGGUCUCUGAUCUUACUAUUUUAGAUGUAGAGCUGACAUUUAUUCAAAGACUUAUGAACUUUGUGUAUCAAUUGCUCCGAAGUGGAGACCUCACAAUGGCAAAAGCUCUACGAGUUAAAAUUCUAGAAAAGCAUGCAGCUAAAGCAGCCCAGCAAAUCACAACAACUUAUGAUCAGCCUAUUCAGAGUAUAUACACCAGGCCAUGGACUUUAUUAGAUUUUAAAUCUGAUCAAAUCGCAGAACAAAUGACUUUGUUGGAUGCUAAGCUCUUUAUGAAAAUAGAAAUUCCAGAAGCACUAAUUUGGGCACAGGAACAAAAUGAAGAAAGGAGUCCAAACCUGACACGAUUUACAGAGCAUUUUAACAAAAUGUCAUAUUGGGCCAGAUCAAGAAUUUUAGAGCAAGCAGAUGCAAAAGAUAGAGAAAAGUAUGUUAUUAAGUUUAUAAAAAUUAUGAAGCACUUGAGGAAAAUGAACAAUUUCAAUUCCUAUUUAGCUUUAUUGUCCGCUUUAGAUAGUGCACCUAUAAGGAGGCUUGAAUGGCAGAAACACAUUACAGAAGGUCUUAAAGAGUACUGUGCACUCAUUGAUUCUUCCUCAAGUUUUCGAGCUUACAGGCAAGCUUUAGCCGAAACUCAGCCUCCAUGUAUUCCGUACAUUGGUUUAGUACUUCAAGAUCUGACCUUUGUACACAUUGGCAACAGUGAUUUUCUCAGCGAGGGUAUCAUCAACUUUUCUAAGCGGUGGCAGCAGUUCAACAUAGUUGAAAACAUGAAAAGAUUCCAAAAAGCAACUUACAAUUUCAAAGAACACGAAAAAAUUAUUGCCUUAUUCAACAAUUUUGACAAUUUCCUGUGUGAAGAAACCAUGUGGCAAAUCAGUGAAAAUAUUAAACCUCGAGGACAAUCUAAGAAACCUAAUUAAUCAUUGUAUACUAAAUCAAAGUUUAAUCUCCAGAGCACUCACCAAGAACCAAGUUUUGCAUCUGUUACUCCACAAUAUGCUUAACCAUCUUAGCACCAAGGUUACGACAAGCUAGAUUGCAAGCUGGACUGAAUACUUAGCAAUUUUAUACUACUAGAAAAAUUUUAGUGAGUGAGCUAAAAACUUACUUUGAUGAUAUGCCGUAGUAAAAUCGAGGUUGAUAUCUUCCACAGACAUUCUGAAAUUUUAAGUGUCUUUCAGUAAAAAAAAGAAAGGAGGGAUGGCACCCACAAAAGCCAGAGUGAGGGUUGACAAGCACAGGACCAAUCAAAAGGCAAGUGACCUGUUGAAGUGACUAAAUAACUUGAAGAAGGGUAAGAAGAGGAAAAGAGCCAUGAGAGCAGCGAAAUGUUUUAUUCUGAAGUUUUGAAUUGUUUUUGCUUCCGUUGCUUAAUUUCAUUUAAAAAUAUGUUCCUUUGAUCAUUUGAGAUACAAAUUUUAUACUUUUGAUUCGUUUCUUCACAAGUAACUACAUGUGAACUUGUUCUAUUUUCAUUUUUUCCUAAUUAAAGCUCUUUUUUGGAAA
This is a messenger RNA of Bemisia tabaci, 1865 nucleotides long. The record is from RefSeq and is a predicted model, not a curated record. NCBI's taxonomy places the organism in Eukaryota, Metazoa, Arthropoda, Insecta, Hemiptera, Aleyrodidae.